CAGGGUUUCUUUGUGUAGCCCUUGACUGUUUUAGAACUAGCUCUGUAGACCAGGCUGGCCUCAAACUCACAGAGGUCAGCCUGCCUCUGACUCCUGAGUGCUGGAAUUAAAGGCAUGUACCACCAUGCCUAGCUAGAUGCCAUUUCCUAGUGGAUCUGAUGUCCCUUGGGGAUACCAAGCAUGAUGGUGUAUGUGUGACCAUAUGGUAUAAGAAUGGAGGUAUGAGAAUUGCUGGCCCUCUACCAUGGGGGCCAUAAACCAAGCAGCAGCUGGGCCCAGUCAGGAUCGAGGUCUCUUGAGUGGCAUACUGACUGUGGCUUCACCUAAUGGUUCUAUCCCACUCAGAGGACCCCACCACACUGCAGGGUUUAUAAUCAUUCCCUUCAGCUCCAUAGAGCAUUCAGUGAGGGUCCUCAGUGUCCAAGGGUGGACUGAUUUGAGGGGCUCCCUCUUGCUAAAUGGCUCAGACUACAACACAACUCAAGCAAUUCAAAGCCAAGAUAAUGUGUGGCACCAACCCCCAGCCUUCUGCUCUAGGGGGAUAGAGCUAUGGCUGCUCUGGGCCCCCUACCUGAUAGCACUGGAAAACAUCUGGUUUGUCUGAUAAUGCCUGAAAGAGAGCCUGUGCCAAGUCCCGCCAUUAGCACUGCUGGUGCUGUUUGUUGGGGAGGGCAAAGGGGUGUAGUGUCCCAGAUGCGGGUCAAAGGGUCCCAAAGAUCUUUCCCAAGAAAUCUGUCCUUCCUGGUGCACAGCUUCCCCAAGAAGAGAGCUGGGACCAGACCAGGGAGGCCUCUCAUUUCUCUGGGGGGUGAGUGGAAAUCAGGCCCUUACUGUUCACCUGAACCCCAAAACUUUGGAGCCCUACACUUUGACUUCUGACUUAGUUUACAUACAGGAUUGCAUUUCAGGGACCAGUUCCCAAAAAGGCCAAGGUGAGGUCUGUUCCCUUGAAAGUGACACACACAUCACCACCACCACCCUGCCUUGCUGCCUUUCUUAUCAGGGAAGACAGCCAAUCAGACGAGGGCAGACAGGAGCCCUCCAAGGAGCCCUCCAAGGCUCAUAGCCCAUGAGGCAGAAGAGGGAGAAGAGGCCUGAGGCCCAGGGUGGACACCAGCCAGCCAUGGCCGAAGCUGAGACUGCCUUACCCUCCAUCAGUACACUGACCACCCUGGGCCAGUUCCUGGACCCCCAAGAGGACUUCCUCAAGUGGUGGCACCCUGACGAGACACAGGAUUUGGGCCCGGGUCCCCCGGAUCUCAUGGGGCCAUCCCUUCACGUGAGUGUGAAAUCGCAGGCCCCUCUCGGACAGGACGAGGACGAUAAGCGGGAUGUGACCUGUGCCUGGGAUCCGGAUCUUUUCCUUACCAACUUCCCAGGUCCUGAGCUGCCAGCCACUCCCCGGACCUGUGCUCUGGCGCCCAGCGGGGGCCUGGUGGCACAGUAUGCGCCGCCCGAGGUCCUGGGCGUCUAUGCAGGUGGCUCUGGGUUGGUGGCCGGGUCUUUAGGCUCCGAAGAGCACUCGGGCUGGGCGCACUCCGCCCCGCGAACCCCAGCCCCUGAGCCCUUCGUGGCCCCUGACCUGGCCCCGGGAUCCGCGCUCAAGGUGCAGCCAGCGUUCUCUGAUUCGCGAGCGGGCUCCGCCGGCGGUUUCUUCCCGCGGGCUGGGCUCGCGGUGCCCGCGGCCUCCAGCGCCCCCUAUGGGCUGCUGUCAGGGUACCCCACCCUGUACCCCGCGCCGCAGUACCAAGGGCAUUUUCAGCUCUUUCGCGGGCUCACGGCGCCGUCUGCCGGCCCCGCCGCGCCCCCUUCCUUCCUGAAUUGUCUGGGACCCGGUGCGGUGGGCACAGAACUGGGGGCCACAGCGCUCGCGGGAGACGCAGGCUUGUCCCCGGGAGCCGCACCGCCCAAGCGCAGCCGGAGAGUUUUGGCACGAAAGAGGCAAGCGGCACACACCUGCAGGCACCCGGGCUGCGGAAAGAGCUACACCAAGAGCUCGCAUCUGAAGGCGCACCUGCGCACACACACAGGAGAGAAACCUUAUGCCUGCUCCUGGGAUGGCUGCGGCUGGAGGUUUGCUCGCUCUGACGAGCUGACGCGCCACUACCGGAAACACACCGGCCAGCGACCCUUCUGCUGCGGACUCUGCCCACGUGCUUUUUCGCGCUCUGACCACCUUGCUUUGCACAUGAAGCGCCACCUCUGAGCUCCGAUCCUGCACAGGGACUGGGAAUGAAGUAAGAGUGGAUCCAAGGAUUGUCUUCCGAAGGAUGGGCCAUUCUUGGACAUACAGUGGGAGUGGUAGCCAGGCCAGAUCAAGAACUGACCCAAAGGAGCCCUCAACAGGAUCCUCCCACUUCUUCAGGGAGCCACACAAAAACAUCGCCCCACAGAUCCAGCAAGACAGACUACCAAAUAAAUCAACUCAGAUGGACCCUUAGACCUGUGCGGGAGUGACCCUGAGUCUUGGCGGUGGAGUGGGGUGAGACUUCCCAGGGUCUAGAAGGGGCCUGCACACUAUCAGCUGGGAUUGUCAUGGGUACUAUAAAAUUCUCCCAUAUAAAACCAGUGUCGGCCUCACUGUAAUAUGGGGCUGGGAAUUAGGAGGAGCAUUGAUCCCCCAGUAGGUGAUACACUUAUCUGUUCACACACUCACCUCCUAAGUCUCCUAAAACUCAUUCAUUUCUGAUGACCCCCCCCCACAGUGCUAACUUUGUAGACCUUCUCUUCCAUCAAGAUCAGUCUACACAAUCCUGUCACCUGUU
Molecule: messenger RNA, 2765 nt
Organism: Peromyscus californicus insignis
Lineage: Eukaryota; Metazoa; Chordata; Mammalia; Rodentia; Cricetidae
Gene: Klf1
Product: KLF transcription factor 1
Exons: 3
Coding region: 1070-2206 (378 amino acids)
Biological process (GO): regulation of transcription by RNA polymerase II
Molecular function (GO): DNA-binding transcription factor activity, RNA polymerase II-specific; RNA polymerase II cis-regulatory region sequence-specific DNA binding
Source: RefSeq, a predicted model, not a curated record